AGAAACUGUUUUUAAAAUCAGCUUUUAUUCAAAUUUAUUCACUGCUUGAACUGCUUGACGUAAUUAAUAAAAGUUAUCCAGUAUCAGAAUGGAAAUUUUGGAUUUUAUAUUACAAAACCACAUUAUAUUAGAGUAAGUAAUUUUCAGACCGUAAAUAUUGUAGGUACUAGAUUAAGUUUAAAAUGAAAGAAAUAUGGAAGCAUUUUAAAAUUAUUUACACUUCUUAUUAGUUUUACAAAAAUAGGGAAAGAAUAGAAUAAAUAGAUUUAUGAACGGUGUUGAAUAAACUUACCAAAUAAAUGACACAAAAUUAAUUGACGUCAGUUUUAGGUUUGUUUCAGAAAUAAAUGACUUCUCUGGAAUAAAUAAAAAUCAUAACUUAAGACAAGAAUGAAUUAUCCUCGUGUUAAAAAGAAAAGUUGGUUAAUAAUAAAGAGCGACAAAAAUGUUGUUAGUUUAAAAAUGUAUGAGAAUAUAUCGCAGCUGUUAAAAAAACCACGCACCAUUUAAGUAUAAAUACCAACUGAACUAAAAAUUUUAUAGGAAGGGUAGCACCCUGGCUAUAUAAACAACAGCCUACAGGCCAGCUACACGUAUUUUACUAUUAGAACUGCACACACGUCAGUCUGCUACAAUGUUAAAAAGCUUUUUUAAUAGUUUAGAAGAUCCAGACAGACCAUUGUUAGGUCCAAAUUAUUGGAGUCUAAAGAAAAUGGGAUUGCUUUUACACUACGGCAAAUUGGGCAAUAUCUUUUCUAUAUUCAUUCAUAAUUUGGGAAUUUUAUUCGUUUUCACUCAAUAUGUUGAAUUAUAUCUAAUACGCUCCGAUUUGGACUUGAUUUUAACAAAUCUAAAAAUUUCCAUGUUAAGUGUCAUGUGCGCUAUAAAAGCCAAUACAUUUUUACUCUGGUGUGCUAAAUGGAAGGAAGUCAUAAAUUAUGUUACUGAGGCAGAUAAAUAUGAAAGAAAUACAGAUGAUCCUAAUCAUGUACAGAUUGUGGAAAAAUAUACCAAAUAUAGUCGUCGUAUUACUUACAGUUAUUGGAUUCUGGUAAUCACCACCGGUUUCAUUACUGUAUUGACACCUAUAUCACAGUAUGCGUUUUCAUCCACGAUCCGGGAAAGCGUGAGGAAUGGAACUGAGGCAUUCCCGCAUAUAUUCAGCUCCUGGGUCCCGGUUAAUAAAAAUGUUUUUCCUUUUAUAUGGACGACAGUGGCUUGGCACACUCAUUUUUGUAUUUAUGGAGUAACGCUGAUGAUGGCAUUUGACACAAACGUUAUGGUGACACUGGUUUUUAUUGGAGGAAAGUUGGAUUUGCUGCGAGAACGAUGCAAGCUGAUGGUUGGAGUUGAUGGAGUCACAAUGAGCGAUGUUGAUUUAACAGAAAAGCUGCGUGAACUCCACAAAACGCACGUUCUCAUACUGAGAUAUUCAAGAUUAUUUAACUCAUUGCUGUCACCGGUGAUGUUCUUUUAUAUGGUUAUGUGCACAUUGAUGCUUUGUGCGAGUGCCUAUCAACUGACGUCCGCGACAGAUACAACUCAGAAACUGGUAAUGGCAGAAUACUUAACCUUCGGUAUUGCGCAACUUUUCAUAUUUUGUUGGCUCAGUGAUGAUGUACUAACAAAGAGUGAAAAGGUGAUGCUUGGCCCUUAUGAAAGCCAGUGGUGGUUAGCAAAUGUGAAACAAAGGAAAAUCAUUCUGUUGAUGGCCGGUCAACUACGCAUCGUCCCAGUGUUUACUGCGGGACCAUUCACCAAACUCACACUUUCCACAUUUUUAAACAUUUUGAAGGGGUCCUACAGCUACUACACUUUACUAAGAAAGUAGAAGUAUAUCGAAACAUAGUUUUAAUUAAUGCACUUUUGUGAAUGAAACUUUGUAUUUUUUUUAAUAAUAUAGUGGAAAUAAUUUGAAUACUUUGAAAAUAAAACCACAUUACGUCCGAAUACGCGUAAUAAAUAUAAAUAUGAUAUAAGCAUACCUAGGAUAAAUAAUCACUUGUAUUAUAAUAGUGCGUUCAGUACUAGCAUAAAGAUCUUCAAUCAUUUGCCUGCAGAAAUUAAAGUACACAAUUUGCCACUGUUUAAAUUUAAGUUAAAAAGCUGGUUAUUAAAUAAUGUUUUCUAUAAUCUUGAUGAAUAUUAUUCUUGUAAAACUUAAUAUAAUUUAGGCUCUAAAAUGUACUUUUUAAAUUAAGAUAGUUUUAAGUUAUAAAUUUUAUCAUUGCAUGCCCGUUGUGGGCAUACUGUUGUGACUUUGUUAUUAUUGCAAUUCCAACUGCAAAAUUGUACACAGUUUUUUCAAACAAUAAAACUUUAUAAAAAAAAAUAUUAUUAAAAAAUAUGUAAUGAUAUUUUAUUCGAUAAAAUUAUUUGAGGGUACCAGGCUGGGGCCGAAUGGAAUAUUUUAUAUUACUAAUUUUUAGGGUCUCAUCCCCAAAGGAUAAAAACGGAGUCCUAUUGCUGUCACUCUGUCUUCUGUAUGUCUGUCUGUCCGUGUGUCACGGUUCCCUAGAUCGUAAAUGAAAUGAGUUACAGGACUGAAAUUGCAGUAUUUUAUGCAGGAUGCUUGCUUAAAACUGCUUAGCUAAAAAUUCAAUUAAAUUAUUUUUCAUAGGGGGUCCCAUACAUGAAGAGCAGACGAUUUUUUUUCUUUUACUCCAGCAUGUGAUAUAUCAUUAUGUAGAGCUCGUUAAGUAGAAUGUAUAUAUUUUUUUUGUUUUAAUACGAAAC
Molecule: messenger RNA, 2736 nt
Organism: Chilo suppressalis (striped riceborer)
Lineage: Eukaryota; Metazoa; Arthropoda; Insecta; Lepidoptera; Crambidae
Source: the annotation of a GenBank genome assembly